GUUGGUACGGCUGGAGCUAUAACAAAUGUCAAAUUAUUGUUAACAAUAUAUUAUUAUUCGUUGAGUUGGUGCUGUUGUUCCAAUGAUAAGGAGGUUGGUUUCUGUUUGGGACUGACUAUAUUUGUUAUCUCUUGGUCUUGGGAUUAUUGUUGUUUUUCUUUUGUCUCCGUUUUAGUAGGCUUGCGUUUGGCCGACUUUGGAAAACUUUUGUUUUCAGAGACUUCCCGUUUGCUUCCCACUAAAGUACUUGUUGGAGAGGCUUUCAGGAGUGCUAUUGUGCCGUUGAUCAAGACGGAGAUGGACGGCCGUAAUAAUUAAUUACAGGAUUCCAUUCUAAUUCGUGAAGAGCACUACAUCAAACUCAAAAACCAGAGGACCAAAGGAAUUAAAAAAAAAAAAAAAAAAGGCAUGGCUACGUAUUUGCCAAAUCUAAGCAACAAAAAAUGUGAUCCCUCAUCACAAUACAUGGAUGACCCAUUCGUCACAUGUCCUAGCGAACCGUCUCUGCGCGGGGGUGGCGGCAACGAGAUGAUGUACUUGAACAGCCAUCAAGCAGCCAUGAUCUUGCCUGGUACUAAUUGUCUAAAUUCCAAUUGCGUUGACUCGGUCGAAAGUCGAAAUGAAAUGAUGUUCAUUCCUCCCAUAGAACAGAAUGUCCAUUAUCAGGGACAAGGAUUAUCUCUUAGCCUUGGAAAAGAAUUUCAGUACCAUUAUUCUUCAAACCCAAGUCUCUCUUCUGAUCAUAUGGGUACUUGUGUUUCAAGUUUGGGAAGCAACAACGAAAGCGUUGAGUGCUUCUCAAUGGCAUCCGGGUUUUGCGGAGGCAAAAAAACAGAGGACUUAGGCAAUCCAAAUGGAGGUUUUGGUUAUCGUUUUGGUAACAAUGUUUUGAACUCCAAGUACCUCAAGGCUGCACAGGGAUUGCUUGAUGAAGUGGUCAAUGUCCGAAAGGCUUUGAAGCACAAGUUGCAGGGGAAUAUCGGGUCAUCGGAUGGUUUGAAAGAAAAUGACGAUGGGAAAGCCAAUGAUCCAUCGUCGGAUCCUAGUGAAACAAGUGCAAAUCCUCCUUGUGAGAUAUCUCUCACGGAACGACAGGAUUUGCAGAAUAAGAAGACUAAACUCAUGUCCAUGUUGGAUCAAAUUGACAAAAGAUACAAGCAAUACUAUCAGCAAAUGCAAAUAGUGGUGUCGUUUUUUGACAACUUGGCUGGGCGUGGGGCAGCUGAGGCAUACACCGCCCUUGCCCGGAAGACAAUAUCCCGUCAUUUCCGGUGCUUGCGCGACGCGAUCAGCGAACAGAUUCAAGCAAUACAGAGAAGACUUGGGGAACAAGAUCACUCAACGAAUAGCCAGCCAUCAGCAAUUCCUCGUCUGCGCUAUGUGGACAUGAAGCUGAGACAAGAGAGGGGAAUCAAUCAGCUUUCCGCAAUGAGACAUGCUUGGAGGCCUCAAAGGGGUCUCCCAGAAAGCUCUGUCACCAUCCUUCGUGCGUGGCUCUUUGAGCAUUUCCUUCAUCCGUACCCAAAAGAAUCAGAGAAAGCUAUGUUAGCAAAGCAGACUGGAUUGACCCCAAAACAGGUGGCCAACUGGUUUAUCAAUGCAAGAGUACGGCUGUGGAAGCCCAUGGUCGAAGAGAUGUACAAAGAAGAAUUCAACGAUUUGGAGAACAACCCGAACUCGUCACCGGAAAAUCCCCACAUGAUUAAGAUUAACAAAGAAACACACGGAAUACUUGACGAUUCCUCAUCACCAUAUUAUUCGGACAACACGAGGACGAGGAAAGAAGAGAUAGAGAAGAUCAGGAGAAGCAGCAGCAGCAGCUUGUGUGAGGAAUACAUGAGUAACAUCACGGAGUCCGACAAUGCAGCGCACAACGUGUUCAUGGGCGACGAGGCUCUCCGUACAAACGACCAGAAUUCCACGUCGUAUGGCGUGGCAGAGGAGGACUUGGGAGGCAUCGUAGUCCGCGACUCCCGCCACGUGUCGCUCGCGUUGGAGUUGCGGCACUGUGAAAGUGAUGGAUUUUCCACGUUGGGUGGUGGGCCCCACAAUGAUUCUGCUUCUGAUUCUGCUGCUGCUUCCGCUUCUCUGGAUUAUCAAAGCAGGUUCAGCAAUCCUCACCUGUUGCAUGAUUUUGUAGUGUGAGAAAGAAAGCCAAGGAAAAAAAAAAAAAAAAACAGAGAGAGGGAGAGAGAUUUUUGGGAUAUU
Molecule: messenger RNA, 2208 nt
Organism: Morus notabilis
Lineage: Eukaryota; Viridiplantae; Streptophyta; Magnoliopsida; Rosales; Moraceae
Product: BEL1-like homeodomain protein 7
Exons: 5
Coding region: 409-2145 (578 amino acids)
Biological process (GO): regulation of transcription by RNA polymerase II
Molecular function (GO): DNA-binding transcription factor activity, RNA polymerase II-specific; RNA polymerase II cis-regulatory region sequence-specific DNA binding
Source: RefSeq, a predicted model, not a curated record